This is a messenger RNA of Rotaria sordida, 1566 nucleotides long. NCBI's taxonomy places the organism in Eukaryota, Metazoa, Rotifera, Eurotatoria, Philodinida, Philodinidae. The record is from the annotation of a GenBank genome assembly.
AUGAUAAAUAAAGAAAUGAUUUGUAAAAAUGAAUUUAAUUCAAUAAAAUCGAAUUAUAUUCCAAAACGUCUUAUUCUUGCUAUAUUAACAUCAUUUGGUUUACUUAUUUUAACUGUUAUUCAAACAAAUUUUGCAAUUACAAAUUCGUUAAUAUUAAAUCCACAUCAUUCAAAAGAUGUUAUCAUCGAUGACCAUCAAUUACCAUAUACGACAUCAAAACUAAAUUGGACAUCAGUUGAAUUAGGUUAUCUUAAUUCAAUAUUUUAUCUUGGAUAUUUGGUAAUACAUAUUCCAGCUGGUUUUCUUGUUCAUAAAUUAUCGGCAACAAAAAUAUUUCUAUAUCCAUUAAUAAUAUUAUUUAUAUUAAAUAUGUUAAUGCCAUUAUCGAUAACUCGAAUACCGUCAACAUAUAAAUUAAAUUAUUAUAUAACUGCUUUUGUUAGAUUAAUUCAAGGACUAUGCGCAGGUUGUGCUUUUCCAUCAUCACAUGGUAUUAUUGCUAAUUGGUGUCCACCAGGUGAACGUGGAAGAAUGGGUGGAUUUAUUUAUGCAGGUCUUUAUGCAGGUCCAGUUGUUGGUUUUUUCUUGGGAGGAUUUACAGCAAAAUAUGCAGGACAUUAUUCAAUUUAUUAUGUAUCAGCUAUUCUUGGUUUAAUAUGGUCAUUAUUAUUUAUUUAUUUAAUAUAUGAAAAACCAAGUGAACAUCCAACAAUAUCUAAAGAAGAAUUAAUUUAUAUAGAAAAAAGUAUAUAUGAUGUUAAAUAUAUCUAUGAUGAAAAAGAAACAGAUUCAAUUUCUAAAGUUCCAUGGAAAAUAAUCUUAAUAUCAUUACCAGUUUGGUCAAUAUGUUUAGCACAUUUUGCACGUGGAUGGACAUUUUAUUUAUUACUAACAAAUCAACCAGCUUUUUUAAAUGCAUUUGGUUUUAGUGUUACAGAAAAUGGUACACUUGGAUCAUUACCACAUAUUAUGAAAGUUCUUGUAGCUUUAUUAAGUGGAUUUAUUGCUGAUUAUAUGCGUUUAAUUUUAUUAUGGUCAACAACAAAUGUUAGAAAAAUAAUGACUUGUACUGGAUAUAUAAUAGAAGGUAGUUGUCUUUUAAUCAUGUCUUAUGUCAAAAAUUCGUAUCUUGGAAUUGCAUUACUUACAAUUGGUGUUGGUUCAAGUGGUUUAAUGGUAUCUGGUUGGCAUUUAAAUCAUCAAGAUUUAGCUCCACGUUAUGCAUCUGUUAUAGCUGGUUUUACAGCAGUUAUUGGUACAUCAGCUGGUAUAAUUAGUCCAAUUGUUGCUGGUCUUCUUACUAAACAACAAGAUUUAAUUGGAUGGCGUCAUGUAUUUACAAUCGCAUCUUUUGUUCUUUAUAUAUGUUCAUUAUUUUAUAUGAUAUUUGCAUCAGGUGAAUUACAAUCAUGGGCAACACAAUAUCCAUAUAAACAAAAAAUAAGAUUAAAUUCCGAAAAAUUACCAGUAUUAAUUAGUUCAUUUCAACAUGAUCUUCAAGAAAAUAUUUCGCCAAUAAAACAAGAGAAAAAUCUCAAACAAUCAUCUGUUAAUCGUGAUCAUUAA